Phalacrocorax carbo (great cormorant) is the source of this 1199-nucleotide messenger RNA. The record is from RefSeq and is a predicted model, not a curated record. Lineage: Eukaryota; Metazoa; Chordata; Aves; Suliformes; Phalacrocoracidae.
GCCACCCCAUCGUGGUGCAGCAGGGCAGGACCCACUCCCCGGACUGCCACUGCCCAGGGCAGCGCCUGCCCACAUGGCCCAGAGCGUGGUCUACGCUGACCUGAAGUUUGCCACGGCCCCUCCACAGUCUGCCGCCGCCUGCCCCGCAGACCCCGAUGAGGACGACAGCCCCUACGAGAACCUGCCGCUGGGGCCAGUGCCUGCAGAGCCCAGCCCAGGGCGCUGGCCCCGGCGUUGGCGUGUCCCCGUGGGGCUGCUGACAGCCAGCCUGCUGCUGCUGCUGGUGGUCGCUGUGGCCCUGGGGGCUUGCUACUGGCAGGUCACCCGCAGCCUGCGGGACGCCUCCCAGGAGCAUGCGGCCGAGCAGGGCCGCCUCUCGCAGGAGGUGAGCGCGCGGGAGCAGAGCCUGGAGCAGAUGCGCCUGGAGCUGGCGUGGGCCAGAGCGGAGCUGCAGCGAGCGUGGCAGGAGGGCAACAGCAGCCGCCUGGAGCUGGGGAGCCUGGAUGCCGAGCUAAGGCGCGUCACGGAUGUCCUGGGGAAGACAGAGAAGGAGAUGCAGGAGGUGCAGGGGAAGCUCAACAGCAGCGAGAGCACUGUGAGCAGCCUGCGCGCCUGCGUGAAUACAGAUUGCUGCCCCUUGGGCUGGGUGCUCUACAGGGGCAAGUGCCUCUUCAUCUCGGUGGAGAAGAAGAGCUGGUACGAGAGCCGUGAUGACUGCCGAAGCAAAUCUGCUCAGCUGCUGGUCCAAGGCAACUGGCCGUCAUGGACCGUGCCGUAUUUUGUGCAGGGGUAUCGUGCCUCAUACUGGGUUGGAGGGACAUCUCAAAGUCAUAAUGAUAAAUCUGAUGGGCGGUUCAACAACUGGUCUAAAGAUUUCACCUACGGCUGUGCAAAAACAGCCUAUGGGACUGUAAGCAUCACCUACUGCUCACAGUCUUUUCCAUGGAUCUGUGAGAAGCCCCCAGAUCUGAGCAGCCUAUCCAAGACCUCCUUUCCUCUCCCAGCCAACAGUGAAAUGUGAGACCCCUUUUCCAUCACAGGACUGAGGAACAGGAGCUGGGGGUGCACAACAAAGACACCCUUUCCCUCCUGCACAGCCACAUCCAUGUGCAAUGUUUCCGCAAAUGCAUCACAAAGCUCUGGGGAUAGAGGUUGGGAAAGAUGCUGUCUAAGUUUUAAAACAUGACUUACAGAAAAGA